AUGUCUGCAUUAAAACCUUUAGAAAAAAGUGGAAGACAGUCACGCAAUGUGAGCAAAUCUAAUCGAUCCAGUGUAUCUGAAAGUAUAGUGGAAGAAAACACUAAAAUAGCUAAACUUUUUAGCCCAGAGGGUGAAAAUACAAGUUUUAGCUAUCAUGGUAAUGAUGAUAUAUAUCUUGAAGAUUAUC
Messenger RNA from Racocetra fulgida, 187 nucleotides. NCBI's taxonomy places the organism in Eukaryota, Fungi, Glomeromycota, Glomeromycetes, Diversisporales, Gigasporaceae. The record is from the annotation of a GenBank genome assembly.